Molecule: messenger RNA, 582 nt
Organism: Eucalyptus grandis
Lineage: Eukaryota; Viridiplantae; Streptophyta; Magnoliopsida; Myrtales; Myrtaceae
Product: amino acid permease 3-like
Exons: 3
Coding region: 1-582 (193 amino acids)
Cellular component (GO): plasma membrane
Source: RefSeq, a predicted model, not a curated record
AUGAUUGCAGUCGGCAUCAUUGAGAUCCUCCUCUCUCAGAUACUCUCUUCAGAUCAUCUGGGGUGGAUGUCUGGUGUUGCCGCUGGCAUGUCCCUUUGCUACUCCAGCAUUGAAGUUGGCCUUGGUAUUGCCAAAAUUAAAGAGACGGGGAAAAUUAGGGGAAGUCUCACUGGAAUCAGCACCAGCACCGUGACCUCAACACAGGAGCUAUGCGGGUGGUUUCAGGCGCUUGGUGUCAUGGCCUUUGCCUAUGGAUACUUCCUGGUCAUCCCUGAAAUUCUGGACACAAUUCGGUCUCCUCCAUCUGUAUCAAGGACGAUGAAGAAGGCGAGUCUAGUUGGCAUAGCAGUUGCAACCCUUGUCUACAUGUUAUACGGGUGUAUAGGCUUCGCUGUCUCCGGCAACACGGUGCCCAGAGACCUCCUCACCGAGUUCAGCUUCAACAAACCAUCUAGUUUGGUCGGCAUCGCUGACGGCACACUUGUGACCCACCUCAUCGGUGCGUUCCAAGUUGUUGGAUAUUGCGGAAGCGUGUGUGUGUGUGCAAGUGUGUAUGAAAUAUGGCAAGGGAAUGAGAAAUAA